AAAUAAACACAGCGUAUUGAAUUGAUACCAUUGAAAUCUGUGCAGGAUUGAUCGUGCUUACGUAUGAUACUUUCCUGCCCCGAGUGUCCUACGCACAGUGAGGCGAUGCCGUGGUAGAUUUACAGUCGGAAUAGUUUUGGCUCAUCUGCGGUGCCCGUUGGAUGCGCCAGCAUGUGAUGUGAGCUUCCUCUUACACUGCCCCCGCUUCCAAUCCCACCGUGUUGUGCUUCGUGAUCACCUUGCUGCCUUGGGUGUGUCUACCUUUGACCUGCCCACCCUGCUGGCGGCAGCAGGCGUCUACUCCUCACACCAAGCUGCGGUUAUCCGCCUCACCUGCGUCUUCCUGAAGAAGUGUGGACAACUACCCCGCCUGUGAUCACCUCACAGGCCACCACAGGGCUCAUAGGAUCUGUGGGAUCGUCAAAGCCCGAAAACAACAACAACAUGUGAUGUGAGGCGGCGGGGUGUCCGGGCACAGGUCACUUGUUGGUCGGUGGCUUCGCCUAUGAGUGACGAGGCCACGGCGAGGUGCUGCCACUACUUUUGGGGCUGCUAGGGUGCCACCAUGGCCGAGACGGGACAGGUGUUGGCCAAUGUGAACUUCUCGCGGUACUCUAGCGCGGUGUUCGUGGUGGCGCAGAAAGCCUUGUGGCGUGCCUUCCACUGGCUCUACCACCAUCACCACCGCCAUGAGCCUCACUUGUAUGUGGGAGACUGCCUUCGCCGUACCCCCGGGGUCAUGAACAGACUUGGAGCGUGGGAGAGAGCCUCCCUGUCUCGGCGGGAGGACCCAGCCAAUAUGGACAUUCCGCUCCUGUACCGGCUGCUGCAGCACACCUGUGGCCUCACCCCAGAGACCGGCACGUUUGCCUGGCACAGACCACCGACAGACCCGGCCCAGCAGUGCCUAGAGCAUUGGCUGCAUCAGAUCAAGGCUGCUAGGCAUGCAGUGUGUCAUGACCCCAGUGCCUUCAUGUACCUCACCAAUGAUGAGCUGGACACACGUCUCAACAAGCUGUCAUGGCUGCUGUGCAAGACAGUGCGGGCGGCAGGCAGUCGUUCCUCUCGACUGCCUGCUGAGGUGGAAGCAGCCACACGCGGCAUCAGGGAAAGCCUUACCCAGAUCAGAAUCUCGAUUCCUUCAUCGCUCGUACAUCCUUUAGAGUUUGCACUGCUGGCCAGGAAGGAACAAAGAGAACAAUGGCAUGGUCACACAAUAUGGAGGAUGCCAACAUUUACAAUGCUGUUGAAGGGAGAGGUGGAUAUGCAGAUAGAACACGGAGUGAAGGCGCUGGGCAAGACUGUCACUGUCAACUCACUACUUACUCGGCAGGUGAUGGUGACGAGGGUGUCUUUGAAUGAGUGGCUCCUUCACGAUCCCCAAUUGCCAGGAGAGGUGACAAUGCAGCUGGUUGUGGUAGUGGAAUGCCGGGAGGUGUUCACCUGCGACCUAACAUGCCAUCUCAAGGCGAGGCUGCUGCCGCGGACCUGCCGGCGGUGUCAUUCAGAGGAGGUGCUGGAUCUGCUGGGAUCCCUGCGGGUGUUGUGGCUGGUGGAUAGCUUUGGGGCCACAGCACAGGCCCCAGAUGUGAUGCGCCAGCUGGUGGAUCUAUGCAGCAAGGGCCACAUGGUGCUGUUCAGGGGCCAUCAACACUUCCUGUAUGAGGCGGGAGUCACCCUGUCUAGACUAGAUGCAAGGAACCUGUUUGGCUUCUGCAGCUUCCCUGGAGGUGAAUAGGUGGGAAGGAUGGAGGCAAAACAUUCCUGUUAUACAUAGGCAUAUAUGUUGCCUCAUCGUAAUUUGGUACAGAUGGUACUACACCAGAUUCCAGAUUCAGGUGGCCCUUGGCAUUAAUCUUCAAUAGCGACUGAAUUGUCAUCCCAACCCACCAAUAAGCACCAGUUGUUGCUAUGGUAACCAAUGAAUUCAGGGCUUGCUGUGAUGGUUGUUGGCUCCGUGGCAGUGUGUUUAUAGAGGCUAUUUGAAAUGGUUAGCAGCUACUCUGUAAAACUCAGGAUUUAUUUAUUUAUUUACUUAUUUUAUCCUGUUGGGGAUUUGAUAGGUCCAUGCAGGCUGUGAUGCUACUGCCUCUAUUGGUCCUUAGAAGCUGGUGAGUCUUCAUGGAAUCAAUAAAAGCAAAUUUAUGACACAAAAAUGGGAAGAAUUAGAAAAAUCAAAUUUGCAUAUUUAUAAAAAUUGGAAAAACGUAGAUCAGUACCUAUUAGGAAAAAAAGGCUUACUGGAGAGAUAACUAAAUGUCUCAUUUGCAAUGCAGAGGUGAAAAAUUUUGAACACUUCUUGAUUGCCAGGAUGCAUGAAGGUGAGAAUAGUAACCUCAGGCUGCCUCAAUGUCAAGAAGCAUCUGGGCUCUGACUACAGUAAAUAAUGUUAUUUAUUUUUGAUGAUGCUAACAAAUAUUCUAAUACCAGUGUGUUCUUAUGCUUGUCUAACUUCAUAAUGUACAUAAGUUUCUAGAUUGUAAUUGUGGACACAAGGCUGAUAGUAACGGAUGACUUGUAGUUAAAGUUUGUGGUGGCGCUGCUUCAGAAAAUUUUUGGUCAUUGGUUUAAUAUUCUGUGAAAUGAAACAAAUAUUUGAAAAGUGGAACCUCGGUUUAUGGACUCAAGCGGAUGUCUAAAAGUAUGCGUACUUCUCACAUUGAUAGCUCAUGCCACACUGGUGAACGAGAGUUCGUUUUUGCAAGGGAGGUAGGUGAACUGCACUGAACGUACUAAGGGUAUAUAAAGAAAUGUAUGAGUAUGAAGAAAGAACUUGAUAAAAUCCAUUAUAUUGAAUGUUACUGAUAAAGAGUUAAAAUAGGGGAUGCUUCAGUCCCACAGUGUCCAUACAUGUGCUCCUACUGCUUUCAUAAUCCCAGUGUCUAAAGAAGUUGAAUUUGUAAAUUUAGAAUUGGACUUUUUUGAAAUAAAAUAUUUUUGCUU
This is a messenger RNA of Portunus trituberculatus (swimming crab), 2943 nucleotides long. RefSeq lists its product as uncharacterized. The record is from RefSeq and is a predicted model, not a curated record. NCBI's taxonomy places the organism in Eukaryota, Metazoa, Arthropoda, Malacostraca, Decapoda, Portunidae. Bases 566 to 1738 code for a protein of 390 amino acids. The transcript has 2 exons.